Chinchilla lanigera (long-tailed chinchilla) is the source of this 7617-nucleotide messenger RNA. RefSeq names its product PH domain and leucine rich repeat protein phosphatase 2 (gene Phlpp2). The record is from RefSeq and is a predicted model, not a curated record. Gene Ontology annotation, molecular function: protein binding. NCBI's taxonomy places the organism in Eukaryota, Metazoa, Chordata, Mammalia, Rodentia, Chinchillidae.
AGAAAUAUGAAGCGCAAUGGGAGCAGAAAUUGUUUGAAUAGGAGAAGUAGGUUUGGUUCUCGAGAAAGAGACUGGCUGAGAGAAGAUGUGAAGAGAGGCUGUGUUUACCUUUAUGGAGCUGACACAACCACUGCCACUGCAAGCACCGCCUCCACCUCUUCCUCCUCUGCCGCCUCUGACUUACAUCUCGUCCUUUGCACAGUAGAGACACCAGUGUCAGAAAUAUGUGCUGGAGAGGGGAGAGAAAGUCUUUAUUUGCAGCUUCAUGGGGACCUGGUCAGGAGACUGGAACCUACUGAACGACCUCUUCAGAUUGUUUAUGAUUACUUAUCCAGGCUGGGAUUUGAUGAUCCUGUGCGCAUACAGGAGGAGGCUACAAAUCCUGACCUUGGCUGUAUGAUUCGAUUUUAUGGUGAGAAACCAUGCCAGAUGGAUCAUCUGGAUCGAAUCCUACUGUCUGGUGUCUAUAAUGUACGUAAGGGAAAGACCCAGCUGCAUAAGUGGGCUGAGCGCCUGGUUGUUCUCUGUGGUACCUGCCUUAUCGUUUCCUCAGUGAAGGAUUGUCAAACUGGAAAGAUGCACAUUUUGCCUCUCGUUGGGGGAAAGAUAGAAGAAGUGAAGCGACGGCAGCACUCCCUUGCAUUCAGCUCAGCUGGAGCCCAAGCUCAGACCUAUCAUGUCAGCUUUGAGACUUUGGCGGAGUACCAAAGAUGGCAACGGCAAGCAUCUAAGGUGGUAUCCCAGCGAAUCAGUACUGUGGAUCUCUCAUGUUACAGCCUUGAGGAGGUUCCUGAACAUCUCUUCUACAGUCAAGAUAUCACCUACCUCAAUCUGCGACACAACUUCAUGCAAUUAGAAAGACCAGGGGGCCUCGACACACUCUACAAAUUUUCUCAACUGAAAGGCCUGAACUUGUCCCACAAUAAACUUGGGUUGUUUCCAGUAUUGCUAUGUGAAAUUUCUACCCUGACUGAGCUCAACCUUUCCUGUAAUGGAUUUCAUGACCUGCCAAGUCAGAUUGGCAACCUGCUAAACCUUCAAACACUCUGUCUUGAUGGCAACUUUCUGAAUACUUUACCUGAAGAAUUGGGAAAUCUGCAACAGCUUUCUUCUUUGGGAAUUUCCUUCAACAACUUUAGUUACAUCCCUGGUGUUUAUGAGAAACUCACAAUGUUAGAUAAAGUGGUUAUGGCAGGAAAUUGUCUGGAAGUCUUGGACCUAGGGGUGCUGAGCCGGAUGAGCCAUAUCAAGCAUGUGGAUUUAAGGAUGAAUCACUUGAAAACCUUGGUUUUUGAAAAUCUGGAAGGAAAUAAAUAUGUCACACACAUGGAUCUGAGGGACAAUCAGCUGACUGACUUGGAUCUUAGCUCCUUAUGUAGCUUGGAGCAGCUGCAUUGUGAGCGGAACCAGCUGAGGGAGCUGACACUCAGUGGCUUCUCCCUGCGAACUCUCUACGCCAGUUCAAACAGGCUAACAGCAGUGAAUGUCUACCCUGUUCCCAAUUUACUCACUUCCCUGGAACUCUCCCGAAACCUGCUGGAAUGUGUCCCUGAUUGGGCCUGUGAAGCAAAGAAACUAGAAAUAUUAGAUAUGAGCUAUAAUCUUCUCACAGAGGUUCCUAUAAGAAUUCUGAGUAGCUUGAGUCUUAGGAAACUGAUGGUGGGACACAAUCAUGUCCACAGUCUUCCAGCUCUGGUGGAGCACAUCCCGCUGGAGGUGCUGGAUCUCCAGCACAACGUCCUCACCAGGCUGCCAGAUACCCUCUUCUCCAAGGCCUUAAAUCUCAGGUACUUGAACGCAUCUGCAAAUAGUCUGGAGUUCUUGCCUUCUGCCUGCACUGGGGAAGAGAGCCUGAGUAUGCUGCAGCUGCUUUACCUGACCAACAACCUCCUGACAGAUCAGUGCAUCCCUGUCCUGGUCGGGCAUCCACACCUGCGGAUCUUGCACCUCGCAAACAACCAGCUGCAGACCUUUCCUGCCAGCAAACUAAACAAAUUGGAGCAACUGGAAGAACUGAACCUAAGUGGCAACAAGCUUAAAACCAUUCCCACAACCAUAGCAAACUGCAAAAGGCUGCACACCCUUGUUGCACACUCCAACAACAUCAGCAUUUUCCCAGAAAUACUGCAGUUGCCUCAGAUUCAGUUUGUAGACCUAAGUUGCAAUGAUUUGACAGAAAUCCUAAUUCCGGAGGCUCUGCCUGCUACAUUACAAGACCUUGACCUGACUGGAAAUACAAAUCUGGUUCUGGAACACAAGACUCUGGACAUGUUUAGCCAUAUCACAACCCUGAAAAUUGAUCAGAAACCUUUGCCGACCACAGAUUCCACAGUUACAUCAACUUUCUGGAGCCAUGGACUGGCUGAAAUGGCAGGACAGAGAAAUAAGCUGUGUGUGUCUGCCUUAGCUAUGGAUAACUUUGCAGAGGGGGUAGGAGCUGUGUAUGGCAUGUUUGAUGGGGACCGAAAUGAGGAGCUUCCUCGCCUGCUGCAGUGCACAAUGGCAGAUGUGCUUUUGGAAGAAAUACAGCAGUCAACAAAUGACACAGUUUUCAUGGCCAGCACCUUCUUGGUAUCUCACAGGAAGUUAGGAAUGGCUGGCCAGAAGCUGGGGUCCUCUGCUCUCCUGUGCUACAUCCGCCCUGACACUGCCGAUCCAACAAGUAGUUUCAGCUUGACUGUGGCUAAUGUUGGCACAUGCCAAGCAGUCCUGUGUCGAGGUGGAAAGCCAGUACCUCUCUCUAAGAUCUUCAGCCUCGGACAGGACCCAGAAGAGGCACAAAGAGUGAAGGACCAAAAAGCCAUCAUAACAGAGGACAAUAAAGUGAAUGGGGUAACUUGCUGUACUCGGAUGCUGGGUUGUACCUACCUGUACCCUUGGAUCCUCCCCAAGCCCCACAUAUCUUCCACUUCACUUACCAUUCAAGAUGAGCUGCUGAUUCUGGGAAACAAAGCAUUGUGGGAACACUUGUCAUACACGGAAGCUAUCAAUGCAGUACGUCAUGUGCAAGACCCGUUGGCAGCUGCCAAGAAGCUGUGCACGUUAGCGCAGAGCUAUGGUUGUCAGGACAAUGUGGGGGCAAUGGUGGUGUAUUUGAACAUUGGUGAGGAAGGCUGCACUUGUGAAAUGAAUGGACUCACCCUCCCAGGUCCUGUGGGAUUUCCUUCAACCACCGCCAUCAAGGAUGCCCCCAAGCCAACCACUCCUUCCUCUAGUAGUGGGAUUGCCUCAGAGUUUAGCAGUGAGAUGUCCACCUCUGAGGUGAGCAGUGAGGUGGGCUCCACCGCUUCUGAUGAACACAACACUGGAGGCCUGGAGGCUGGCUUGGUCCCAAGGCCAGAAAGGCGCUGCAGCCUCCACCCAACACCCGCCUCUGGGGUUUUUCAGCGCCAGCCUUCUUGUGCAACCUUCUCCAGUAAUCAGUCUGACAAUGGCCUGGACAGUGACGAUGACCAGCCUGUGGAAGGGGUCAUCACCAAUGGCAGCAAGGUGGAAGUGGAAGUAGACAUCCACUGCUGCCGAGGAAGAGAUCUUGAGAACUCUCCUACGCGAAAAGAGAAUUCUUCCACUUCGUGUCCUGAGGAACACCCUAGAGGGCUGUGCUUUGGGAUCCGAAGACAGAACAGUGUGAAUAGCGGCAUACUUAUGCCACUGAACAAGGACAAGAUGGAGUUACAGAAGUCUCCUUCCACUUCCUGUCUGUAUGGAAAGAAACUCUCUAAUGGCUCUAUCGUGCCCCUAGAAGACAGUCUGAACCUCAUAGAAGUGGCCACAGAGGCACCCAAGAGGAAAACUGGCUACUUUGCUGCCCCCACUCAGCUGGAACCAGAGGAUCAGUUUGUUGUACCUCGUGACCUGGAGGAAGAAGUGAAGGAGCAAAUGAAGCAGCACCAGGAAGGCAGGCCCCAGCCCGAACCCCAUGAAGAGGAUCGGACCGAGCCCCCAGAGGAGUUUGACACAGCGCUGUGAUUCUGCCCCUGCAGGGGGCACAGUGUGAGGGAGGGUGUGUGCGGUUGGGGAGUGGACCGUGCAGAGGCCCUUUGCCUCUGUGUUUCUAACCAUAGAUACAUGGAGUAGAACUUGGAGCCAAAAAACAUGACAGCUAUUAGGGCCUGGCUCUCGAUGGGCCAGUACCACGUCAGUGUUAAGUUUCACAUUUAACCUGCAUUGGAAUUCCCAGAGUUACUGGGAAGAAAGCAGAUGUUGUUCUGUAUCAGUCCUACCACCUGCCAUUAACCCUUUCUCUCCUAGGAUCAUUUUGAGAAUUUGCCUGCCUGGGCAGGAAAGGGACUUUUUCUGUGGAGGAAGUAACUGAAGGUUUAUUUCUUUUACUAAUUGCUGCUGAUGGAUCUCUGUGACAGAGAAGUCACCUUAUCUCUUAGACUAACUAAUGGGGGGGUGAUGUGACUAGUCACAUGGCUUUUCGUUCUUCUCUACGAGAAUACAGCCUAUCAAAAUGAUGUUUAUUGGAGAUGUAGAACCAAACAGAUAAUUUAUGUAUGUAAUGUAAUGAGAGCACUUUUCAUUGACUGUGAACUUUUUAUUUUUGAAUCUGCACUCGAGCCAAUCUUCUUAGAGGCAGCCUGGCACCUCUUUUCAUAAGCAGAAAGACGACUGGGUGUUGGAGUCUUCUCUGAGGGUACUUAGAAGGGUCCUGGAAAUUGUUUGAACUAUUGUUUGAUAUCAGACUGUGAAAGCUCCUGGGAAUCUUAGGGUAGUAGGAUCGUCUUUGGGGGAUGAAGGUGGGGAAGAAGUGAUAACUGAGACUGCUUCCCCCGUGUCCGAUAAAGAGGGUCACUCUUUGACAGAUGUGACAUCUGCUAGGACUUGUGGUUCCAGCAGAUCACAGAGUGGGUACUUGGAUUGACCUGUUUCUCUAAUAUGUGGUAACGUUGGCCAUCAGCCACCCGGUGGGCCACACCGACACCGCUGGUACCCAAGUAACUGAGUUACAGAGAUGACCCUGAACCAGAAGCUGAAUGAGAACAGGUGGGUGGAGCUCACAGGUUAAAUUUGUUCCUUCUUUAGAACAGAGAGAUGGUUCACUGGGAGCUCACUCUUUCAUGUUUGACAGUUCACCCUUCUGAACUUAACUUCCCACCAUAUGUGGUUUCAGAGUAUGGGCUCAAUACCAAUAUAAGAAAGACUCUUAAUUGAAAAAUUUCUAAGCUUACAAAAAACUUGUAUUUUUCACAUUCCAUAUAAUCCUAGCAAGAUGCAGUUUCUUCCAUAUUUCUGUCACUUGUUUCAUUAAAAGAUUUACUUAGAAAAAUGAAUUCCUACCUUAUUUUACCAUUGCUUGGUUUUACCCAAUGGGAAAUGUGCUUUGAAAGUUUAGAAUAUUUCAUAAUUAAAAGGAAAAUAGAGUGGAACUCACUUUGUUUCAUCAGAAACAAAACAUUAAAUAUUCUGUUGAAAGUAUAUAUUUAUUCAUUUGUAUUUUGGGAGAAGUUUUUGUUCGAAGUCAAAAUCAGAUGACCUGUCCACAAAUAGUUAUGUCUCCCCAUUUUCUCAGAGGUCCCAUACCCCUGUGCAUGUGUCAGUGAGGUACUCUCUUGAAGAAUUUUGUGCCACUGUAGUAGCUGCCUACUAGUCGACCCCUCUAGAAUCUGAACUUGAACCCUAAUCAUCAGGAACACUUGACUUCUCCCUGUCAAACUACUGGCCAGCUACUGAAAAACUUUAGAACUCAGGUUUUUGAUUUGAAGUGGGGAACACGGUGGCUCAUAUGAAGUUUAGGUGCUGUUAAAAGAUGGGAACAAUAGUGUGUUGCCACCUUAUUUUUAUACGGGAAAAUGAAAAAGGAAAAAAAAAUGGAGGGAAAACCCAAGAUUGUAGGUAAUGGGUGAUGUAAAACAUCUUCCUACUCAAGACAGCCAAACCUUCGGGUUAUAGAAUCGUGAUGUUGUCUAAAAAUCAGUUAUUUUGGAAGAAUACCACUUUAGUAGCAUAUCAUAAAAAAGUACUUUAUCUGUGAACCCUUUUCAUGUCGUCUGUGUGUCUACCGCCCCGCUAACUGGAAUCACCUCAAAACCCAGUUCUGCAGUGACCUUAGCAAAAGUAAGUGUAGCAGCUGGGCAUGGUGGCACACACAGAUAAGCUCGGCUUCAUCGGAGGCUGAGGCUGCAGAUUAAAAGUCUAAGCCCCACCUGGGCAGCUUGUCUCCAGAAGUGAAAGGACUGUAGAUGUAGCUCAGUAUGAAGGCCCUGGGUUCAAUCCCCAAGUACCACCCCCAAAAAAGUGUGCUUACUUUUGGUCAGCAGAACUCUGAAAUUCCAAAUGUAUUUUUAUGUGGUAGUGUUAUUUUUAGGACCUGUUCAGUUAUACUGAAAACCUUUAACGUAGGCUAUACCAAAACUUACAUUUUGCAAUUUCCUUUCAUUCAUGUCUUUCUACAGUUGCUCUGUAUUAAAGCAGGGUGAAAAGGCCAUAGCCCAUUACCAAAAAUGUACCACAUACCUAUUUUGACCGGCAAGGUAAUUUACAGAUUUAUUAUCUGGGCAGGCUGCCAGUGAGAGCAGUAAUGUUUCUCCAGGGGAGUGUGAUCUUGCCAGGACUUUACCCAGAGGGUGUGUUCCCCCAGUGGGCGGAGUAAAGGUGAUCUGUAGCACGGAAACCCAUGUACCUCUGAAGGAACACUUCUCGUUACGGCUGCAGUUGAGGAGUUCCGCAGGGAAAGGAAAAUGCGGCUGUAUACCUGAAAAUUUGAAUGGUAGUAUAGGACAGAAAGCAGCAGUGCUGCUGUGGUGAAGUCAUGGAAUGACACUCCUGACACAGCGAGGGCUUCAUUAUACUACUGUAGAUUGUACUUGUGCAAUAAGUCGGUGAACUCAUUUUCUUGGCAUACAGAAGAGCAGCUUGGUAAUCACUGGGUGCUAUUACAAUUGCUUGUAUUGAGUGCUGUUUUCCAGGAGAUGGAGCCAGUUAGGUUUGGCUGAUCUACUGACUAUCAGAUGAUGCUCUUUCUAUGUAGACCUUCAGUAAAAGCAGGUACUUGGAAGCCACAGGCUCACCUUCUCUAUUUAUUCAAUAAUUAUUAAUGAAGAGACCUCCAUAAGGGAGCACUUGGCUGUUAUCAAUAAAUGUAUCAGUUACUAAAGAAUUAGUCUCCAAGCCAUUCGGUGAUGUCCGCAGCAUCACCGUAGAACUGUCUUGUGUCACUUUUUACUUCCCUCUGGGUGGAGCCUUCCAGGCUCCCCAAUCAUGGAGGCAAGUUAAUCUUUCUCUCCAGUUAGUGACUUUCCCCAGGGGCUGGGUAAGCACUUCCUAGAUUGAGAAAUGCAGCUACAGUCAGACCUGCUCUGUUCCCUCAUUUGGUGAUCAAUCAGCAUAAACUCCUUGUACUCUAAAUCUCAUGCACCUCUCCCAGAUGCUAUAGGGUUUCUCUCACUGUUGCCAAUGGAUAGCAUCCAGACAGUGAGCUCAUAUCUUAUGGUUUUGUGCAAUCAUUGUUGUAUUGUAGUCCUAAGACUCAUUAUAGUGUAUUUUUGAUAUUUUUUGAAAUGUGUUAAAUUUUUUAAUUCAAUAAUAUGAGCCAGAGCAUGUUGCAGCAAAUCUAUUGUUUGUAAAAAAUAACAAUAACAAUAAUAAAUAAAAUAAAAUGGAAUAUCUUUUUCA